AUGGUGUCGAUGAAUCUUUUCGAUUGUUGUGACUGUUCACGAUUUUUUGAACGAAAUAUCGGAGGAAUCCAAAGAGCAAUGGCUAAAAGUCAGAUUGAGGACAGGAAGAUUCUUCAGAACAUUAAUGGAUAUGCUCGAGGUGGAGAAAUGGUAUUGGUCGUGGAGAGACCUGGGGCUGGAUUUUCGUCGCUUUUAAAGGCCAUUGGGGCUAUCGAUUUGGAUUUGUUAACACGUAUUGAUGGUGAUGUUAGAUAUGAUGGUAUUACCCAGGCAAAAAUGUUGAAGAAUUUCAAGGACGAUUUAGUAAGAUUGUAUUUUGAAAAUUGUACAUAG
Debaryomyces tyrocola is the source of this 333-nucleotide messenger RNA. Lineage: Eukaryota; Fungi; Ascomycota; Pichiomycetes; Serinales; Debaryomycetaceae. The record is from the annotation of a GenBank genome assembly.